This is a messenger RNA of Dromaius novaehollandiae (emu), 6906 nucleotides long. RefSeq names its product adhesion G protein-coupled receptor B1 (gene ADGRB1). NCBI's taxonomy places the organism in Eukaryota, Metazoa, Chordata, Aves, Casuariiformes, Dromaiidae. The record is from RefSeq and is a predicted model, not a curated record. The transcript is spliced from 32 exons. Gene Ontology annotation, cellular component: postsynaptic density; plasma membrane; dendrite. Gene Ontology annotation, biological process: engulfment of apoptotic cell; negative regulation of angiogenesis; adenylate cyclase-activating G protein-coupled receptor signaling pathway. Gene Ontology annotation, molecular function: G protein-coupled receptor activity. Bases 893 to 5677 code for a protein of 1594 amino acids.
UCUCACUCUAAUGUGUGAUCUGGAAAGCUUAUAAAAGCCUGAUGUAAUCCUUAAUGCAGCCCCUGGCUACAAAGACUGGAUCUAGUUUCACAGAGAGAGAUUCGGAAGCAGAAUUAAAAAAAAAAAAAAAAGAAAAAAGUGGGGGGAGAAGAGAGAGAAAGAAAGAAAAGCAGACGAGUGGAUUUUAAACGAACAUAUCUUUCUGGAGAAGACCAUUCUCCCUCUUCGCUGCUGGGAAAGCUCCUCUGAACCCUGCUAUAUAUCUAUUUUUUUAAAGAAGAAGACUUGAUUGUCUGAUUGGAUCUAAUGAUUUAUUGGCUUUCAACUGCAUUUUUCCCCUCUCCGAAGGAUUCCUCCAAAAAAGGCUUAAUUAUUUUCAGCUUUUCUCUUCCACCUGCCUGUCUGCAGAGACACCAAAGGUUCUCCUUUCCUCUCCCUCCCCACCCCCAUUUGUUUUAGGAUUUUUUUGCCCCCCGGAUCGUUUAAUAUAUACACAUAUAUCUAUAUACACAUAUACGUAUAUAUAAGUGUGUGCGUGUGUAUAUAUAUAUAUAUGUAAGAGUGGAAGGAGCGGGGGAGAGGAGAGCGAGCGCUGCCACCCUUUUGGACUUCACGCGCUGCCCAAUGUUGGUCUGGUUCCCCCUGGAUAUGUUGCUGGUUUCCAUUUGGAAUUUGGCAAAGGGAAGACGGAGGAUAUAAACCCCGGGGAGCUCUGCAAGGUGUUGUUUAUGGCCACAGGAGGGAGCUCAAAUCCAGACAUGGGAGGAUUGGAUUGAUUUCGGAUCCAGAGCCUCUUAAACUCUCACUUUUCCGCUAAGCUGGUCCCUGUUAUGUCCAGGAUCUGGCACCUGCUUGACAUUUACUUUGAGUUCCAGAGGACCAGAGACCUAGGAUGAGGAGCAUUGGAUCUACCCUGAACCUGCUUUUGGUAUCGCCACUCUACUUUGUGUGGACCGUGGUCGCUCUGGACCUGGCACAAGCUCCCUGCACCACUUUGGUCCAGGGGAAAUUCUUUGGGUAUUUCUCCUCCUUCGCUGUCUUCCCGUUGAACUCCUCUCUCUGCUCUUGGAUUAUCCAGAACCCUGACCCUCGGAGGUACACAUUGUACAUGAAGAUCCUGAAACCUACCAGCGUAUGUGACCACCAGCACAUCCGCACCUACCAGUUCGACUCCUUCCUGGAGUCCACCCGCACCUACCUGGGCAUGGAGAGCUUCGAUGAUGUGUUGAAGCUCUGUGACGGGUCCACCCGCUAUGCCUUCCUCCAGUCCAACAAGCAGUUCCUCCAGAUGAAACAGACCACGCCGCCAGGGGUGGAGAAUGUGCCUGUGCGAUGGAAGCCCACGAAGGCUCAGGAGAGGGACUUCUCAGUGGAGUACCUCGUGGUGGGCAACAGGAACCCUAGCAAAGCUGCUUGCCAGAUGCUCUGCAAGUGGCUGGAUGCGUGCUUGGCCAUCAGCAGCAGCUCCCACCCUUGUGGCAUUAUGCAGACUCCGUGUUCUUGCUCAGGAGGUGAGGUCCUAGAUCAGGCCAGCGAGAUCCUGGGGUUCACAAAGAAGAAGGAAGAUUGCUAUAAGGAUGGGAUUUACUUGGAGAACUGCAUGAGCAGUCCAAAGGACAGCAGCGGAGUGGAGUCCCUAGGUGGCUGGAAACCUUGGUCGGCUUGGGGCGACUGCACCAAGGACUGCGGGGGAGGCCUGCAGACCCGCAUGCGCACCUGCAAGCCCCUUCCCAACGAAGGCCUCGCCUGCGAGGGAGUCCUGGAGGAAGGAAGACUGUGCAAUAGGAAAGCGUGCAAUACCAAUGGACGCUAUAAUUCCAGAAGCCAAUCGCUGAGGUCCACAGAUAACAGAAAGCGAGAGGACACUGACGAACUGCAGCACUACGGGUACCCUGCACCUCAAAUAGGUGAUCCCGCAGCAGAGGAGUGGUCCCCAUGGAGUGUGUGUUCAACGACCUGCGGGGAGGGCUGGCAGACCAGGACGAGGUUCUGCGUAUCGUCUUCCUACAGCACUCAGUGCAGCGGCCCUCUACGAGAGCAGAGACAGUGCAACAACUCUGCCGUGUGCCCAGUGCAUGGCACCUGGGACGAGUGGUCUCCAUGGAGCCUGUGCUCUUCCACAUGCGGGAGAGGAUACAGGGAUCGGACCCGCACCUGCAAGCCUCCUCAGUUUGGUGGGAACCCCUGCGAGGGCCCAGAAAAACAAACCAAGUUCUGCAACAUUGCACUUUGCCCAGUGGACGGCAACUGGAAUGAGUGGUCGAGCUGGAGCUCGUGCUCUGCCUCCUGCUCCAACGGCACCCAGCAGCGGACGAGGGAGUGCAACGGACCCUCCUACGGUGGAGCAGAGUGCCAAGGACACUGGGUGGAGACCAGGGACUGUUUCCUACGGCAAUGCCCAGUGGAUGGGAAAUGGCAGGCCUGGGGAGUGUGGGGAAGCUGCACCGCCACGUGUGGAGGUGGGACUCAGAGACGUGACCGUGUGUGCUAUGGGCCCUUCUUUGGUGGACAGACUUGCCAGGGGCCCAAGGAGGAGUAUAAACAGUGCAAUGACAAGAAGUGUCCUGAGCCCCAUGAAAUCUGUGAUGAGGAAAACUUUGCCUCUGUGGCGUGGAAAGAGACGCCUGCUGGGGAUGCUGCGGCUGUCCGGUGCCCUCGCAAUGCCACGGGGCUGAUCCUUCGAAGAUGCACUUUAGAUGAAGAAGGGAUAGCUUACUGGGAGCCUCCAACAUACAUCAAGUGUGUUUCUAUUGAUUACAGGAACAUACAGAUGAUGACCAGGGAACAUCUUUCCAAAGCUCAGCGUGGGUUGAUGGGAGAUGGGCUGUCGGAUGUUCUCCAGAACCUUGUGGAAAUCUCCCAGGAUGGGACCAGCUACAGUGGGGACUUGCUGUCCACCAUCGACGUACUCAGGAAUAUGACAGAGAUCUUCCGUAGGGCUUAUUACAGCCCAACUUCUGGGGAUGUGCAGAACUUUGUCCAGAUCAUCAGCAACCUGUUAUCAGAGGAAAACCGGGACAAAUGGGAGGAAGCUCAGCUGACAGGGCCAAAUGCCAAGGAGUUGUUCAGGCUCGUGGAGGAUUUCAUUGAUGUCAUUGGCUUUCGCAUGAAAGAUUUCCGGGAUUCCUACCAAGUGACGGACAAUCUGGUCCUCAGCAUUCACAAACUGCCUGCUCAAGCAGCAACUGACAUCACCUUCCCCAUAAAAGGCUGGAGGGGCAUGGUGGACUGGGCCAAGAACUCAGAGGACAAGGUCACCGUGUCCAAGAGCAUCCUCUCUUCAGGGCUGGCAGUGACAGACGAUUCCUCCGUCUUCGUGGUGGGGACUGUACUGUACCGCAACGUGGGCAGCAUCCUCUCCCUCCAGAGGAACAGCACUGUUCUGAACUCCAAAGUCAUCUCCGUGACUGUGAAGCCAUUUCCCCGGUCUCUCCUCACCCCCUUGGAAAUCGAAUUCUCCCAUCUGUACAAUGGAACCACCAACCAGACCUGCAUCCUGUGGGACGGAGCUGACAGAUCCUCCGCCUCCUCCUCCCAGCUUGGUGCCUGGUCCUGGCGCGGCUGCCGAACAGUCCCAGUCGACUCCUUCCGAACUAAAUGCCUCUGUGACAGACUCUCCACCUUCGCCAUCUUAGCCCAGCUCAGUUCAGACAUGAACAUGGAAAAGGUGCUGGUCCCUUCUGUCACGUUAAUUGUAGGCUGUGGAGUAUCUUCGCUGACACUUUUGCUGUUGAUUAUCAUUUAUGUCUCUGUUUGGAGGUAUAUUCGCUCAGAGCGCUCUGUCAUUCUUAUCAACUUCUGCCUGUCCAUCAUUUCCUCCAACGCUCUCAUUCUGAUUGGACAAACCCAGACCCGGAAUAAGGUGAUAUGCACGCUGGUGGCAGCUUUCUUGCACUUCUUCUUCCUCUCCUCUUUCUGCUGGGUGCUGACAGAGGCCUGGCAGUCCUACAUGGCAGUGACGGGCAGGUUACGGAACCGCAUCAUCCGCAAGCGUUUCUUGUGUCUCGGAUGGGGGCUCCCUGCCUUGGUGGUUGCCAUUUCCGUGGGAUUUACUAAAGCCAAGGGGUACGGCACCGUGAACUACUGCUGGUUGUCGUUAGAGGGAGGUCUUCUCUACGCCUUCGUGGGACCUGCAGCUGCUGUUGUUUUGGUGAACAUGGUUAUUGGCAUUCUGGUUUUUAACAAACUUGUAUCCAAAGAUGGAAUAACAGAUAAGAAACUGAAGGAACGGGCAGGUCAGAUGGCAGUGCCCCUUUACGGCAUGACGCUCAAAUGUUCCAAGUGUGGAGUAGUUUCUUCUGCAGAAGUUUCGGCCACAGCCACCAGUAACGCCAUGGCAUCCCUUUGGAGCUCAUGCGUGGUCCUGCCUCUCCUGGCUCUGACCUGGAUGUCUGCAGUUCUGGCAAUCACAGAUCGGCGGUCAGCGCUCUUCCAGAUCCUUUUCGCUGUCUUUGACUCACUGGAGGGCUUCGUCAUCGUGAUGGUCCAUUGCAUCCUAAGGCGGGAGGUCCAGGAUGCUGUAAAGUGCCGAGUAGUGGAUCGUCAAGAAGAGGGCAAUGGAGACUCUGGGGGGUCAUUUCAGAAUGGACAUGCUCAGCUAAUGACCGAUUUUGAGAAGGAUGUGGAUAUGGCUUGUAGAUCAGGUGAGCACAUCACAGUGCUGAAUAAAGACAUCACCGCCUGCAGGACCUCAACCAUCACAGGAACACUGAAGCGCCCAUCACUGCAGGAUGAAGAGAAAUUGAAGCUCAAUCACCAGAAGGGGUCAUCAAACUUUAACAGUCUUCCAGCCAAUGUCUCCAAGAUGCAUCUUCAGGGCUCACCUCACUACCUGGGGGCCAUCAACCUGAAUGAAUUCAGCAAUCACACACUGACCUUGAAGAAGGACAAGAACCAGCCACCCAAGUCUAUCUACAUCUGUGAUGGGGACAUCUUCAAGAAGCUGGACUCAGAACUCUCCCGGGCGCAAGAGCAAACACUGGACACCAGCUACGUAAUUCUGCCUACCAACACAUCUACUUUACGGGCCAAACCACCCAAGGAUGAGAGCAAAUAUAGCAUCAAUAUUGACCAGAUGCCCCAGACACGGCUCAUCCACCUCAGUAUGGCAACUGACCCAGGCUUUGUUGUCAAGAGUCCCCCGCGGGAGCCCGUAACCCUGACAUGCAGUGAGGUGCAAGGUUCACCCAUGAUACAACAGCAGCAGCAGCUGCCUCCACAGAACAUCUCCAACGAGACACAGAUUCCCAACAGCCUGUGUGACACAGGCGACUCAGGGAACUCGGGUGUGGUGUCCAAGAGUGAGACCGUCUCCACCCUCUCCAUGAGCUCCUUGGAGAGGCGGAAAUCUCGGUAUGCAGAGCUAGAUUUUGAGAAAAUCAUGCACACAAGAAAACGUCACCAGGACAUGUUCCAAGACCUGAACAGAAAACUGCAGCACGCAGAGAAGGAGAAGGAGUCUCCAACAACGGACAGCAAGCAAGAGAAACAGCAGACACCAAACAAGAGACCCUGGGAAGGAAUCAGGAAAGUCCAGUCCCCACCGUCAUGGGUUAAAAAGGACAUGGAACCUGUGGCACAGUCUCCCUUAGAACUUAAAACUGUAGAGUGGGAGAAAACAGGGGCCACCAUCCCUUUGGUGGGACAAGACAUUAUUGACCUUCAGACGGAGGUCUGAGCGGAAAAGAGAGAAAGGGACUUUUUUUUCCGGAAAACAAGCAAACAAACAAACAAACACAAAUUUAAAAAAAAAUGAUUAAAUUAAAUCGAAACCGAGUGAGAGAAGUGUUUGGUUUCUUUUGAAACCUUUGGUAAAACGCAGUAACUUUUGUAUCGUUCUCAGCAAAGAGGGGGAAUAUUACUUUAUAGAAUAUAGUAGCUGUAGGUUCAGACCAACACGAUCUUUCCCAGGUAGGACUGGAGAGGGAGUGAGCCUGGAAAAGAGCAAGGAGGAGGCAGAGGGCGGGGAGGGCUGCCGGGAAUCGCCCCGUGGAGAGGCCGUGGUGGCCCGCAACGGAGGGCGCUGGCACGAGGAGCCCCGCUCUGCAGCGGGGAGGUGCGGCACGGCGGCCGGUGGGACCGCGUGGCAGAAUGGCCGUGAAGAUAGGUUUUCACUGCGAGGAGAAAAUGGAGGUGAACCCAGCAGGAGCUUCACCAGGACGCUCUCCAGCCGUAGGUCCCGGGCGAAACGCAUCCUUGCCCGAUCCAGGACGUCCCUUGCACAGCACGGGCUCAAGAGCGCAAGCCGAUCUUCGCCCCUGCCGCAGCCACGAAGACGGGAACAGGGACGGGCCAAGCCGCUGGGCACCAUGGCCGAGAAGCAUCCUCCGCGCCGCCCAACACGGGACGUCCUGGCACCACCGUGCAGGCCAGCUCGCGGGGCACCGUGGGGACACGACGGUGACAGACAUGGCCCGUCCAAGAGGUAAGGUGGGGCUUCUCCCCCUCGUCGCUCCGCAGCGGGUGUCCCGCGCGCCCCGGGGCGCACGCAGGAGGACGGGACACCUCUAACACCUGCUCGCGCCGUCUCCAGGGAGAGGGUCGAAGGCAUCACAGAAAAAAGACCAACAACAAGAAUGUAGGUCAUUUCAUUGACUGUUAAAUAGAUAAACUCAGCAUGGGCCUUGGCAAAGGUCCAUUUGGCCGCAUCCUUUUUUUCUGUUAUUUUUCCUUGCUUUCGGACUCAAACUUAUUCCAAGCUGCCCCUCCCUGGAAGCCAGAGAGAAAGAGGGAAAGACACAUCCGCUUAUGUACCUGGAGAUAUUUGGUAUACAGAGAAUAUUGCCUUAGGACAUUGAGACAAACUGACAACAUGAAUAACGUCCACUUGGAAACAAAACAAACAAAAAAUAAUCUAUUUUUUUCCUUCUUUUCUUUUCUUCAAUAAAAAGAGAACUUGAAACCCGA